Arctia plantaginis is the source of this 282-nucleotide messenger RNA. The record is from the annotation of a GenBank genome assembly. Lineage: Eukaryota; Metazoa; Arthropoda; Insecta; Lepidoptera; Erebidae.
AUGAAGGUUAUUUGCUUCAUCUCAGUUUUAUCUCUACUGUGUCAUUGUAAUGCGCUGGACUACAGACUAUGUCAAGAACUGCCGAAGGAGAAACACUGUUUGAUAGAAUACCCAGUGAGAUACAGGUGGCCACAUCAACUCAGAUACGUCUUCAACUGGUACACAAAGAGCUGCUUUGAGAUCAGAUGGUCGAAGCAUUGUCAGACCCUGGCUACACCGUCAUCGACGAACAAUUUUCCUUCGGAACGCGAGUGUCAAAUCGAAUGCGGUGGCUGGGCGUAG